AGCCCGCCGUGUCGUGCCUACUCUCUCCUUCCCCCAAAAUAAAAGAAGCGAUUUUGAACGGCUCCGCUAGCUAAAGCAGGGCAAGGCGGCCGGAAGGCAGGAAAUCCGUACGCACGCCGAGGUCGAGGUCGAGGUCUCAGCAGGGAGGAUGGAAACGGAGCAGCAGGGCGUGGUUGCGGGGGUGAAGCCGACGCUGGCCAAGGGGACGCCGUCGGCGUCGUUCCGGCUCCGCAACGGGAGCCUAAACGCGGUGCGCCUCCGCCGCGUGUUCGACCUGUUCGACCGCAACGGGGACGGCGAGAUCACGGUGGACGAGCUGGCGCAGGCGCUGGACGCGCUGGGCCUCGACGCGGACCGCGGCGGGCUGGCCGCCACCGUUGGCACCUACGUGCCCGACGGCGCCGCGGGCCUCCGCUUUGAGGACUUCGACCGGCUGCACCGCGCGCUCGGGGACGCCUUCUUCGGAGCGCUGGCGGGCCAGGACGACGCGGCCGCGGACGGCGCCGGCGCCGGGGAGGACGACGACGAGCAGGAGAUGCGGGAGGCGUUCAGGGUCUUCGACGUCGACGGCGACGGCUUCAUCUCUGCCGCCGAGCUGCAGGAGGUGCUCAAGAAGCUCGGCCUCCCCGAGGCCAGCAGCAUGGCCAACGUCCGGGAGAUGAUCUGCAACGUCGACCGCGACAGCGACGGCCGCGUCGACUUCGCCGAGUUCAAGUGCAUGAUGCAGGGGAUCACCGUCUGGGGCGCCUGAUCGAUCUCAUCGUCGUGGGAUCGGACGAGUGUGUGUGUGUCAAGCAAAUUGAACCCACAAAGCUCCGCAGGACCCGUAUUUCCUUCCUCGAGACAGCGAUGCGACCUUCAUUCUUGUCUUGUCUUGUGGUGGCACCGGUGUGUCUCUACUUGUGUGUGCUCUUCUUUUAAAUUCAUUAAUUAAUCUUGUCGUCUUUCGCUGGUCAAGCAGAGGCGAUGAGAAUGGUUCAUGCA
This is a messenger RNA of Zea mays, 984 nucleotides long. RefSeq lists its product as uncharacterized. Gene Ontology annotation, molecular function: calcium ion binding. NCBI's taxonomy places the organism in Eukaryota, Viridiplantae, Streptophyta, Magnoliopsida, Poales, Poaceae. Bases 149 to 751 code for a protein of 200 amino acids. The record is from RefSeq and is marked validated. The transcript has a single exon.